Molecule: messenger RNA, 6331 nt
Organism: Pelodiscus sinensis (Chinese soft-shelled turtle)
Lineage: Eukaryota; Metazoa; Chordata; Testudines; Trionychidae
Source: RefSeq, a predicted model, not a curated record
AUGUCAGCGCCGUUGGAAACUGCAGCAGCACUAAUAGGCCUCUUGGAUAAAGCUGCCUUGGAGGAGGAGACCAGAGAUGAUUUCAGGCCUAUAACUUUCCCAUCUUUAUCUGUUUUUGCACACCAGGUCCUGGAGAAAUAUCCAAAUACACCUAUGAGCCAUAAAGAGAUUCUUCAAGUCAUCCAGAAAGAAGGACUUAAAGAGAUCAGAAGUGGGACUUCUCCUCUUGCAUGUCUGAAUGCUAUGCUGCAUACAAACUCCCGAGGGGAAGAGGGUAUUUUCUAUAAGGUUCCAGGGAGAAUGGGAGUGUACACACUGAAGAAGGAUGUUCCAGACGGAUUAAAAGAGCUGUCUGGUGGCUCGGAAGAGAGCAGUGACGCGCAGUCGGACUCCCAAAGCUCGGAGAGCAGCAGCAGUAGCAGCAGCAGUGAUGGUGGCAAUAGCAAAGAGAGGAAGAAAAGCAGAUGGAAAAGGAAAGUGCCAUCUAGACUGUCACAGGCCUGCUCCCCUCAGCCAGGCUGCCCGUCUCCUUCCCUGCCGGUGGGGAAAGCCAUCUCACCCUCCCAGAAGCACAGCAAGAAGGCGCUCAAACAGGCCCUGAAGCAGCAGCAGCAGAAGCAGCAGCAGCAGCAAUGCAGAGCAGGCAUGCCUGUGUCAUCUGACCAGCAGCUUCUACUGAAGACUGUGAAGGCAGCCGGUGACUCCACACCUGUUAAACCUGCUUGGGAAGGAAGGCAGUCAGAUGGACAGUCAAGCAGCCCUCAGAACUACACGUCCAGUUCCUCUCCCUCGGUUAAGACUGAUCAUUCCCUGCCGAGCCUGGGGAAGAAACCGUUCCAGAGAUCUGACCGACUCCAUGCAAGGCAGCUGAAGAGGACGAAAUGUGCUGAAAUAGAUGUGGAAACGCCUGACUCCAUCCUAGUGAACACAAAUCUGCGGGCGCUGAUCAACAAGCACACGUUCUCAGUUUUACCUGCCGACUGUCAGCAGCGCCUGCUGCUGCUGCUCCCAGAGGUGGACAGGCAGGUUGGGGCAGACGGUUUGAUGAAGCUGAGUGGCUCAGCUCUGAACAACGAGUUCUUCACUUCAGCUGCACAAGGCUGGAAGGAGAGGUUAUCAGAAGGUGAAUUCACCCCAGAAAUGCAGCUGAGACUACGGCAGGAGAUAGAAAAGGAGAAAAAGGUGGAGCUAUGGAAGGAACGAUUCUUUGAGAGUUACUAUGGCCAAAGUUCCGGAAUGAGUCCAGAAGAGUCCAGGAGACUGACAGCCUCCAGUAGCACUGCUGACACGCAGGCCGGGAAUCCCCCCGGUGAACAGAGGAAUCGCACGCUAGUUUCCAAGGCGCUGCCCAGGAAAGAGGAGAUAACAUCCGUGUCCGAGUCGAAAGCACAAGCCGUGCAAGUGCCUCCGCCAGCAGUGAAGAAAGGAGAGGAAAGAGAAUUUGUGCCUCCCCAAACAGGCAAAACGGUAGCGUCUGUAAAUUGCUCAGCACUGGAACUUACUGACCAAACGCUCUCUGGAGUACUGCAGGGGCCUGAGGAAUCCAUACAAGAAAAGCCACGAGAUACCUCUGGUCAGAAGCCAGAAGAAGGACGGCAGCCCGCUGCAUCGCUGCAUCCAGAGAUCUGUCAGAAGGAAACCACAAGUCCCUCAGCCAUGGCCCCAAGCAAACCAAGGAGCCCUGAGCCAGCAGAAAGUGCGGCGAGUCGAGCUACUCGCCAGGAGACCCCUAAAGAGGAGCCUGCCGCGAUGGAACAGGUGGAUGUCAAUGCCGAGGGCCUCAAGAGAAAGUCAGCGGGUCAGGAAGUAGUGCUGGUCAGUCCUGAAAAAAAGCCACGACUCACGGACAGCUGCCAGUUCCAGCAGUCGUUUCGGACCCAGCCCCAGCCCUUUCCUGCCGCGGGGGAUGGGGCACAGGUGCGAAGGGUUCCGCCACUCAAGAUUCCUGUCUCCAGAAUCUCCCCUAUGCCAUUUCUUGCUAGCCAGGUCUCUCCCAGGGCUUGCUUUCCAACCUCAGUCAUCAGUCCCAGAAGAACAGGGGCCAGAACUUUGGCAGACAUCAAAGCAAAAGCACAGCUGGCCAAGGCCCUGAGGGAAGCAGCAGCAGCAGCCCGCGCGGCGCGGUGUGCGCCCGCCGCAGCCUCCAAUGGGGGAGCCAUCCCAGGGCCUGGUCCGGGAGGCGGUGGCAGCUGCCCAGGAGGGGGAGGAGGAGAGGAGAAGAGUCGUACAGCAACAAGUAGAACCAAUGAAACUGGAAUUCAAGGCAGUGCACUGGAACUGGCAGGAGCUGGAAGCAGGGGAGGUCCGAGAAGGCCUUUUCCCCAUUGUUCAGAGACCCAUUCCCAAGCGACGACCCAGGCCACAGAGCGCGCAUCACCUCUCAGUGACUCUAGAGCACAACUACAGCCGACUCCCGCGGUACAGUCCAGAACGGCAAUCAGUGACAGAGGCAGAGAGUCAGUCGCACCAGCCCCACCAGCAUUAGAGACAAUGAACAGAGCACAAGUGGGCCCUCCCAACUUGACUGUGAGCCAGGCGUCCAGACCAUCUGCUGGCUCAAGCCUCGUACGUUCUUUCAGUAAUGAGAGACAAGAGAAAGCACCUUCAGCUCUGACAGGUCCAAGCCAGAUCUCAGGGGCACCACCUGUCAGGGAUGACACAGUCUAUGUGUGUGUAUCCAGAGCAGGUGUUGACAAAAAUGUGACCAAGUCAGCACUUACUGCCACCGAAGGGACCAGCCUAAGUAUUCCCAUGAGCAGACCUCUUCCCGCUUUGUCUUCGCUGGCAGCCGUAACCUCAGAAACUCAGGCUGGUGUUGUGGUAGCAUCUCCUACAUCUCCUCCCUCCUUUGUUAGCACUUUGUCAGUAACCCCUCGCCUUACAGCUCCUCUAGCUCCCAUGAGCACAGGUGGGCCCCUCCUGAAGACGAGCUCCAGUAUUCCUGCUAACAACCCCUUGGUCACCCAGCUGCUCCAAGGGAAAGAUGUCCCAAUGGAGCUAAUCAUGCCUAAGCCUCUCACCAAAGUAGAAAUGAAAACUGUCCCACUAGCUCCAAAUGAGUCAAAAGGGGCGGUGUUUUCCAGGGCCACCAGCACAGCCGGGAAUGGCUCUGGUGGGGAACAUGGUGACAGACAAUCAGAGUUAGCGAUGCAGCAACUUGGAAAGCUGUUUUUCCCAAACAGGCAGCUGCAUCACGUUCCAAAGGCCUUUCCCCUCUUCUCAGGAAAGGACCUGAGGGGCACUAGUAUUGACCAGUGCCAAGAGGCACUCGACAAGGCCUCUCAAGAGCAGAUCCUUCAGACGCUUAUCCAGCAGGUCCAGAGGCAGAAUCUGUUCUCAGUCCUGCAGCCCUCACAGCUCAGCCUCACUCACUCAGGUUUCCAGUUAGACAACAGCUCCACCAGUCAGAAAUUCAUGCUGGGUUUCAUGGGAAGGAGGACAUCCAAGCCUGCCAUGUCUGGCCAUUACCUGCUGAAUAUUUCCACCUACGGCCGCGGCUCAGAGAGUUUCAGGAGAGGUCUGUCCGUGAACACUGAGAACCGCUUGUUUCUGAAUGAUCCUUCUGAUGAUCCAAAAACAGAAUGUGGGGAAUGUGAAGAAAUAACGGGGAAUGGCAGCAGCAGUGAUGAAGGAGAUGCAGAUGACGAGAGCACUGGUGAUGAAUAUGGACAUAUCACUGUAAAGGAGGAACCCCUGGUUUCUCAGGUUUCUGGCCAUCAUGGAAGAGAACAGGCACCACACAGUGUCAGUGUUUCUUCAGACUGCUGGCUGCCUGCUGGAAAGAACGUCAAGGAAGAGGCAGUCUUCUCUCAGCAAACAGCAGCCAGGCCGGAGAGUGUUCACCAGCUCCCCAGGGGCCGAGUGUUUGACGGAACCACAUUAGCAAGAGAUUUGAUUCAGGCAGCCCAGCAGCAAGUGGCGCAUGCGAUGAGAGAGAAACCGAUGCAUGGUGACCCUCAUGCUUACAGCAGUUCUGCACCGCUUGCAAACUCUGCAUUGCAGCAGCCUCCGCUGCUUUCCCCCUCGCACCCUCCAAAGCAAUACGGAAACACGGCCGCACAGCUCAUUGGUCCUCGUUACAGCGGCACCAUAAAUGUGUCCACCUCUCCAGAGGUGAGCCAAGGGUCCCUCAUGACUGGGCUGUCCGAGUGCAAUCAGUUGGCCAGUAGUAUGGGAAACGUCAUGUCUUUCUCUGUGACUGUAACCACGAUUCCCGCCAACCCGGCUAUGAACCCUGGCAACCACCAUCAGACCAUCCCGGUUCAAGCCUUUGGUGAUGACAACAUGGAGGAUUCACCUUCAAAAUGCUAUUGCAGGUUGAAAGCCAUGAUCAUGUGCAAGGGUUGUGGUGCCUUCUGCCAUGAUGACUGCAUUGGCCCCUCUAAGCUCUGUGUCUCCUGCCUUGUAGUGCGGUAACUGAGAUGCGCGACCACGGGGGAAGGCGGCCUGGUUUUGUGCCUCCUUCAGAAAUUACUGCCUGAAGAAAGAGGCGUUUUCUGCCUUGCACAGACACGUCACUGAAUCAGGAAUACAGAGCAGCGUUCUUCUUGGAAGAAAGAGCACCUUGUUGUAUAGUGAGUCUAAGCGAACUCAACUCUGUGAAUCGUGACAAGAGUUUGCACUUAAGGAAUCAUGUAAAUAUGUCACAUUAUUUUGUUUAAAAAUUAUUUUUUCUAUCUUUUAGGAGACAAUGUUUGACUUGUAUUGCAGAUUCAUUAGCCACACCUCCUGUCAGUCCCUGUUCCAGGUUAGCCUUAGGUCUGCUCUGUAUUGAUGAGAGAACUUCCAGCCAAACUUUAGCCCCCAGGUCUUUCCAUUGCAAAAGAGAAGAACAGGAAAAGUUAAAAACCGAGAGAUGAAGAUUAGGCCUUUAUACUGUCUGGCACAGAACUCUGAGGUAAGGAGCAUCAGUUCAGAGUUGGCUCCGUUUUUAGUUUUCACAUGAUUGGGAAGUGGCGGCUCAUUAAUGCUGAUCGCUUACCAGUUGUCCCCUGACUCUACGUUUCUGGAAGCCAAAGAGGGUUGUGCAAUAGCAGCUGGGGAUUUUUGUUUGCACGUUGUUUGCUUUCCCACUCGUCGGUUACAGUAACAUUGUCCAUACAAAGGCAAUACCUUGGUUCUCAAUUACUUUUGGAAGAUUGGAAAGGCAACCUAUAGUAGUAGUCAUCUCCAAAAACUCAAGUAAGCACAGCUAGUGACUGUCAGUGACUGGAGGAGACCUGUGUCAGGAACCUGCUACCUAGGCAUUACCAUGUUAGCAGUGGGGUGUCUCCAACCAUCAAACAUGACCAUCUAUUGCACAAGUUAAAUGCACUAAGUGACACCCUCAGACGUGCAGCUUUCCAGGCAGCAUGUCAUGGCUACUAACACAAUAGGCUCAUUGGCGUAGAAGAUCUUAGCUCUAGCUAAGUGUGAAGCAUGGGACACUAUGGUUGGGUGGCUACUUUGUUGUCCCAAAAGGACAUUUCUUCAACUAUCAAAACAUCAAAUCCUUUGGCCUGAUCCCAAGUUUUUACUCAGACCCCAGAUUUUGACAGUAGAUGUCACAAGCCAAGAAUGAGAAGCACUGGCAGAAGUAGAUGGGGAUCACUGACGAAGCGGCGUGUGAGACGAUUACCCAGGGCUGGCUUACCUAAUACCAGGUUGCAGCUAGUGAUAUCGACCCUUCACUCUCGAGAGCAUUAAUAUUCAGUGUCUCCCAAACGUAGUAAUCAGAAUUGAAGAGAGAUGACAGCACCAUCGUCUCAGCAACAGGAGUAUAUGGCUGGCCAGUAGAGUACUGGAAUGCCCACGCCUUCCCACAGUGCACAAGGGCAGUAUGCUCCAGCACCCAUUUCACAAUAUCAAAGCACCAGGUUAUCUGUAGGUAGCAUCCUCUUCCCAAUAAAGAACAUCAGGCCAGUUCCAUGUUGUCUCGGUUUGAGAGAGGAAUACGUUGAUUAGAUAGAAAUUCUUGUAUCAUUUUGCCGAAAGGACACAGAUCACCGUUAAUCCAAAGAUAUUUUUAAAAGGAAGCAAUACCGACAAGUCAGCUGAUAGGGUAUCAUUAGAUAACCCGUUAGCUAGUCCUCUGAGGUUGGGCUUUUUCCAGUUUGAAUGUAUUCACACAUGAAAAAGUGUACAAGGCGCUGCUGUUAGAGACAGGCAAUGUAGAUGACUGUGCACAGUGCAUUUUAGCCAACAGCGGGUGGCAGCUUGUUGAUGAGCAAGUUGAGUGCCUGACCUUUCAAUCUCUCUCCUUGCCACCCUCCACACAAGAUAGUCAGCAGUGAAAUAUCAUGAACUAUUUUAUAUGCCCAUCUUCAGUCUUGCUCAUCCUGAAUUUGUUGGG